AUGGACAGCCAGCUGUUACUGACACCACCUGUCGGCAGUUCCUAUUUUACACAAUACGUGCUCGUGUUCAUUAGAAAAGUGGCCAAAAUUCGGCGAAAACAGCGCAAGUGUGAUAAAACCAACGUGCCACAGCCGUCUGCAAAACGAACGAAAACAAAAGAGAACAGUGUUGAUAGUACAACAAGCAUUUUAAGCAGUGGCAGUGGCAGCAGCAGCGGCAGUACUACCAACAACAGCACUAGCAGCAACAACAACAGCAGCAGCAGCGGCAGCAACAACAAGCGUGCAUACGCGUCGGUGGGCCGGGGAGCGGCCGACGUUGUACCUGGACCCCGCGUACCCCCAAAAACAACAACAGCAGCACCAACAACAACUACACGAGCCGCCGCAGCAGCAGCAGCAGCAGCGACAACAACAACAACAAAUACUACAGUUACUAGAAGACAGUCAGCUGCCGGCCGGUGUCCGGCUGACGAAACUGUUGCUAGUUGUGGGCGGGGGGUCGGCGGGGGGGAACGAAACGAGAGUAAAGCACAGCUAACAAAGGGACAACAACUGAAUGCAACGCAUUUAUCAGUCGCUGUCUCUGUCUCAGUCUGUUUGCGCACUGUGCAAAAGCUUGCGGUUGAGCUUGAGCAGCGCCAGCUUGACGACGCUGACGUUGACAGCGCUGCCAGCGUUGACGUCGCCGUCAACGACAACGUCAUGUCGGAAACGGGCUGCCGGCAUUAUCAGAGCUACGUGAAGGAGCACAGUUACGAUACGUUUCGGGUCAUCGAUGCCUACUUCGCUGCCUGCGUCAACAAAGAUGCGCGUGAGAAAAAGGCCAUACACUGUAAUUGCUUUGAGUGCGGCAGCUAUGGCAUCCAGUUGUACGCCUGCCUGCAUUGCAUCUACUUUGGCUGCCGUGGUGCCCACAUCACCAGUCACCUGCGCUCCAAGAAGCACAAUGUCGCCCUGGAGCUGUCACAUGGCACCCUGUAUUGUUAUGCCUGCCGCGAUUUCAUCUACGAUGCUCGCAGUCGCGAUUACGCUUUAAUUAACCGCAAGCUGGAGGCGAAGGAUCUGCAGAAGAGUCUUGGCUGGCAGCCCUGGAUCCCCACGGUCAAGGAGACGAAUCUGUUGCUGGCCAAUGCCCGACGUCGUCUGGUGCGCCCAAACCAAACGAUUGGUCUUCGUGGUCUGCUCAAUCUGGGCGCCACUUGCUUCAUGAACUGCAUUGUACAGGCUUUGGUGCACACUCCGCUGCUGAGCGAUUAUUUCAUGUCGGAUCGCCAUGACUGUGGCAGCAAAUCCUCGCACAAGUGUCUGGUAUGCGAGGUAUCGCGUCUCUUCCAGGAGUUUUAUUCGGGCUCACGCUCGCCAUUGUCGCUGCACCGUUUGCUGCAUUUAAUUUGGAAUCAUGCGAAGCAUUUGGCUGGAUACGAGCAGCAGGAUGCGCACGAGUUUUUUAUUGCCACGCUGGAUGUGCUGCAUCGGCACUGUGUCAAGGCCAAGUCGGAGCACGAGAGCAAGAGCAACAGUUCGAGUGCAUCGGGUGGCAAUUCGAGUUCCAGUGCCAAUUCAACGGCCACACAUUGUUAUGGCCAAUGCAACUGCAUUAUCGAUCAAAUCUUUACCGGCAUGCUGCAGAGCGAUGUGGUGUGCCAGGCCUGCAAUGGCGUUUCUACCACAUUCGAUCCCUUCUGGGACAUCUCACUGGAUCUCGGCGAGACGACAACACACGGCGGCGUUACGCCCAAAACUCUCAUCGAUUGCCUCGAGCGUUACACGCGUGCCGAGCAUCUCGGCUCGGCGGCCAAGAUCAAAUGCUCCACCUGCAAAUCGUAUCAGGAGUCCACCAAACAGUUCAGUCUUCGCACCCUGCCCAGCGUUGUCUCCUUCCACCUGAAACGGUUCGAGCACUCGGCGUUAAUUGAUCGCAAAAUCUCAUCGUUCAUUCAGUUUCCCGUCGAGUUCGAUAUGACGCCCUUUAUGUCGGAGAAAAAGAAUGCCUAUGGCGAUUUUCGAUUCUCCCUCUAUGCGGUGGUCAAUCACGUGGGGACUAUCGAUACUGGACACUACACCGCCUAUGUGCGUCAUCAGAAGGAUACGUGGGUCAAGUGCGAUGAUCAUGUGAUAACAAUGGCGUCGCUCAAACAGGUGCUCGAUAGUGAAGGUUAUUUAUUAUUCUAUCAUAAGAACGUGCUGGAAUACGAGUGAAGAAAAGCAGCUAAGAGAAACGGCAGAAAUCGGAGACAGAGUGCAUCCAUAGAGACUGUAAUUCCCCCCUCUCUCCACCCACAAGAAAUUACUCACUCUCACACACACACGCGCAUGAAAGGUGCAAAUGCAUGUAGCAUACACACGCACGCAAACAAACAUAUAGAAACAUAGAAAUACAUAUAUAAUUACAAUUACAAAAACAAAUACAAAUACAAAUACAAAAACAAAUACAAAAGCAGACACGGACGCGGCAGCGCUUACAAGAAAUCUUUAAAAUGAAUUAUUAAAACCAUAUAUUGUUCUUAAGUAUUUCCAGCACAUAAUGCUAAAAACUAAACGAAUGCUAAACUAAA
Drosophila innubila is the source of this 2558-nucleotide messenger RNA. RefSeq names its product ubiquitin carboxyl-terminal hydrolase nonstop (gene not). The transcript has 6 exons. Gene Ontology annotation, molecular function: cysteine-type deubiquitinase activity; zinc ion binding. NCBI's taxonomy places the organism in Eukaryota, Metazoa, Arthropoda, Insecta, Diptera, Drosophilidae. Gene Ontology annotation, biological process: protein deubiquitination. The record is from RefSeq and is a predicted model, not a curated record. Bases 1 to 2202 code for a protein of 733 amino acids.